AUGGCGACUUCCUCAACCGCAGCGGACCGCAAAAAUGCUCAGAUCGACAUUGAUGACCUCGAGUUGCAGGCUCAGGGAUAUACCCGGGCUAUGCCGCGACGAUUCUCUCUCCUCUCACUCAUAUCGAUGUCUUAUGCCCUCCUCGCAACCUGGAAUGGCUUUGGCAGUGCUUUCGGUACCGGCUUUAUCGAGGUGUCCUCUGCAGGUUCCAUCUGGACUCUUACCCUCGCAGGGGCCAUGACUGCAGUCACAGGAAUCGGCAUGGCCGAAUUGUCCAGCGCGUACCCUGUUGCUGGCGCUCAAUACUAUUGGUCUUUUGUUGUCUCCACCCCUGAAUGGGCACCAUUUGCUUCAUACAUAUCUGCGGGAAUCAGCACGUUAGGAUGGUGGCUAGGCCUCGCCAGCGUGACAAACUUCAUCGCGGCAAUGAUCACUGGAAUUGCUGUUCUCAACAAUCCAGACUAUGUUAUACAAAGGUGGCAUAUCUGGUUGGUAUUUGUGGCAGUUACCUGGUUAGCUGUUGCACUGAAUGUGUUUGCGACAAAAUGGCUUCCUAUGUGGAACAAAUUUAUUCUUUACUUCUCAGUAACGACCCUAGGAGUUACAAUGAUCACUAUUCUGGCGUGCGCCGCGCCCAACUUUCAAUCCGCCAAAUUUGUCUUCACGGAUACCACCAAUUCCACUGGCUGGAGUAACGACGGUCUCGCCUUCCUAUUUGGGUUAGUGAACGCUUUAUAUGGCUUCCUUGGAGUAGAUGCGGGCGCCCACCUGUGCGAAGAGAUCCCGAAUCCCACUAUCAACGUACCGAAAGUCAUUAUGUAUCCCGUGUUGAUGGGAUUUGUCACUUCUUUUCCAUUUGCCAUCUCGCUGUCCUUUGUGAUCACCGACUUUGACAGUGUCAUCUCCACUCCCACCGGCCUUCCUCUUAUCGAAGUCUACUAUCAAGCCACAGGCAGCAAGGCCGGCACUACAGUCCUCAUGUUGGCCUUUGCGCUCUGCUUUUUCGGUUGUGCCGCUGCCAACAUCACCAGUGCAAGUCGCCAAAUGUGGUCAGCAUCAAGGGACAACUGUUUCCCUCUUUCUAGGUACUGGAAGCAGGUUCACCCGAGAUGGCAGAUGCCGCUGAACGCAGCAUGCUUACAAGCAACACUUGUUUCGCUGUACGGCUUGAUCUUCCUGGGCUCGUCGGCCGCAUUCUCUUCCAUGGUUGGAGCUUGCAUCGUCUUUAUGACAACAUCAUAUGUAAUCCCUCAAGGAAUUCUGGCAUGGCGUGGGCGCGACAAAGUCCUCCCUCCCAGGGCAUUGAACUUGGGGAAAUUUGGGCUUCCCAUGAACGUGCUUUCUUGUGUCUGGGUGGUCUUCAUCGACAUCAUCUACUGCAUUCCCAUUUCGUACCCAGUCACACUCGAGAAUAUGAAUUGGAUCAGCGUGGUUACUGUUGGUUUGGUCUCGUUCCUUCUAGUCGCUUGGUUCACAAGCCAGCGAUAUGUGUUCAAAGGGCCGAAUAUCAACUUCGAACUUCUUCAGGCCGCGCGCCAUGAUGAGCUUCUGGGUCAUCGAACAAUUGAAGGGAUUGCAGUUGGAGAUGAAAAUGAGAUCCUUGAAGCACUUAGACAGCGCUCGAUCUCCGAGGCCAAGAAGGCAUAG
Fonsecaea multimorphosa CBS 102226 is the source of this 1647-nucleotide messenger RNA. RefSeq lists its product as uncharacterized. The transcript has 8 exons. Gene Ontology annotation, biological process: transmembrane transport. Gene Ontology annotation, molecular function: transmembrane transporter activity. Gene Ontology annotation, cellular component: membrane. The record is from RefSeq and is a predicted model, not a curated record. The coding region runs from base 1 to 1647 and encodes 548 amino acids. Lineage: Eukaryota; Fungi; Ascomycota; Eurotiomycetes; Chaetothyriales; Herpotrichiellaceae.